AUGUCCAACGACUCGCAAUCACCUGAAGAGGUCACCGGACCAGCUGCAUUCUGGAUCCUCGCCUCUCUAGCAUCAGCAGCAGUUGCACAACCAUCCGGCAAUCGAAGAAAGGACAAUGAUCUCUUCGGAGGCAGCAUCGACAUUGUUCGCUCCAUACCUGCUGUCUGUUUCAUUGAUUCGCUUUUUGACUUGUUUGUGCUGGGCGGAGCUAUUUCGAGAUAUUUCUCGUCACGCAAUUCAACCCAGCAGACUCGUCGCAACUCACCAAAACCGAUUGGUCUAGUCGUCAGAUUGGCCUUGACAAUAUUUACAGUCCUGCCCCAGACCAUCAAAGUCUUUAGUCUCAAGGGCGUUCCUGCGACACAGAUUUGUGCCUUUGCAUUCUUUUUCGCUACCAUUACCAAACUCCUGGUAUCUAUUUGUGGAUUAGAGCCAGAAGGGACUUCUGAAGAGAAAAAUGAUUCCACAUCCAUCGAUGUGCUAUUGGCGUCAAUAAUUCAAGCACCAUUUGAAUUCUGGAUAUGGUUCAAUAUCAGCCGAGCAGCCUCUUUCCAACUUCCCACUCAGUUGGACAAUUUUUGCGAAUGGGCCUUGACUGUUGUUACCUUCUCCAUGGUACUACAGGCCAUUAUAUGGAUUGCGUAUCUUGUCGCGCGGCGGCGCCCAGACCUCUCAAGGACGCUGUAUAUAGUCCCGAUGCGAGGCUUUUACUUGGCCAUGGUUGUCCUUGGGGUCUCUAGACAUCCUUCUCCGAAGAAAGCAUCGCAAGCGACCAUCAAGCCGCCACCAAGGUGGAUGGACGUGUUCAAGCAUAGCACGGGUCUAAUCGUCUGCACCGCGAUUGUCAGCAUAGCUAUUGCUAAGCUUUUGGAGACGAUCGGAACUUUUCUAGCGCUUUUAUGGUCUCCUGAUGGCUCGGAAGAUGAACAAAACGUGCAAUUGGAUGGGCAAUCCACCUCGGGUGAAGAUACUGCCCAAGAGCAGGAUGAGACCAAGGAGCAGCUAUUUGCAGGCCACCCCGGAGCAUGGCUGGGAAGGAUAGGCGUUGUUCCAGACCAAUGGGUUAUGCGGGGUCUUACAUUGAACACGACAGCCAGUACGAGCAUCACGCUGACAGUAUUCAACCUUAUCACUACUGCCUUCUACUAUCUCGUGUACUUUGAUGGGACUGGAACAGCCAAUCCCAGCUGGACCGGUGUCUUAGGGUAG
Messenger RNA from Fusarium redolens, 1209 nucleotides. RefSeq lists its product as uncharacterized. The coding region runs from base 1 to 1209 and encodes 402 amino acids. The transcript has a single exon. NCBI's taxonomy places the organism in Eukaryota, Fungi, Ascomycota, Sordariomycetes, Hypocreales, Nectriaceae. The record is from RefSeq and is a predicted model, not a curated record.